GCCGCUACUUGGAUUUAAAUGUUUUUUCUUCUACUUGUGGUUUUAAGGAGUUGUCGGAGUAAUUUGGAUUUAGACGGAUCAGAUUCUUUUGGAUUAGGCUGUCAGUUUAAAGAUUUGCGUGCUGGAGUAAAUUCGUACAAUAAAUGGUACAAUAGUUUACGUGCUAGAGUAAAUCGGGAAUGUAGACGCAGAGAUGAUUAUUUGAUUAAGUGGGUGAUUCUAUUGUAAGGUGAUUUGGAUUAAAUAUUUGUCAUAAGUAUACGCUGAUAAUUGACUAGUUUCUUAAAGUAGAUCAUGGCAUUGGACUCUUCAGAUUAAAUGGAUGAAUUGAUUAGAUAUUUACCACAAGAUAUUUAAACAUUGAUCCCACGGAUUUGACCAGUACAGUGACAGAUAUGUAACGAACGUUACAGCUGUGAGCUACACAAGGUCGGUUUAAAUUGAACUUUUAAAAUUUUUUAAUUGAACAUUAAUUGCUUCAAAAUGUUAAUGAAGGAGGAAGUGAUUUUCGAGUCGCCGCCGGUUAAAUUACCAGUAGGCUUUAUCAAAAAUGGAGUAAAACUGAAAAACAACAUCAGGAAUAAUAUCAAUCAUAACAAUAACAUCGUAAAAAUGAGCGAAGUUAAAACAAAUAGUGGAGCCUGUAUAAAGUACGUCCACUCGAAAGUAACGCUGUAUUACAGUAGUAGAAUUGAAUUAAAAUGGCGACGAGCAUUGCAUCAUUGCCAAACUUGUGAUUUCGGGGAUGUUUCUGUGAAUGGAGUUAUGUCCCCUUGUGGUGCUAUUCAUCGUGGAGUGUGUACACCAGUGACAGUAGAACAGCUUAUGUUGCCGCAGAGACACAGCCGGCCCGCGGCACAUUCUAGCAGACACCAUCACACAAAAACAGGAUCUAGUCAUAUUGGAUUGCCGACGGGCAAACACCACUCUACCUCACAUGUACCUUCUAGUCAUUCUUCAAGCCUCUAUGUUCAGACAAUCUCAAAUGGAACAGUUUCAAAAGAUAAAGACAGUAUUCUUAGGGAUAUACGAGAAAAAGGCCAGGAAAAAGAAAAUACAGACAUUAACAUUCAAAAUAACAGUGCCACACACACUUUAGACACUCUCUCUUCCCCCUCAAGGGAGAGUCGGACUAAAAAGAAAGAUAACUCUAGUAGACAAAGUAAAUCUGUGAUACCUAAUGCAAAUAUACCCAAAUUUCAUUUUCCAAUGGGUCGUCCUAGCGACAAGAACAAUAUAGAGGAAGUAUUAUUACGGGUUUCUCAAGAAUUCUCGAAAGCGGAAGGCGGGAAAAUUACAAAGCAACAAAUGGGAAUAAUUGCCAAGACUUGUGGCCUACCUCUCUACUGGAAAUGUCCAUUGUUCAAUGCCAGCGGUGGCAACAAGCAAGGCUUUAUUACAUAUCAGAUGUUUUCCUCCAUGUGGAAAAGAUUAAAUCAAACAUGCCAUGAUCAAGCAGCACUAUUUGUUAUGUUACUUGCGAAGCCAGGGACCAACUACAUUGAAGAUGAUGAUUUGGUUCCCCUCUUGCAAGAUGUUGUAGAUACUCAUCCAGGUCUCACAUUUUUACUUGAAGCUCCAGAGUUCCAUUCUAGAUAUGUAAAUACUGUUAUAGCUAGAAUAAUGUAUUGUGUAAAUAGAUCAUGGACAGGGAAGGUUACUAUACCAGAACUUAGGAAAUCCAAUUUUUUAACAACUUUAAGCGUGAUAGAAGAAGAGGAUGAUAUUAACCAGAUAACAGACUUUUUCUCCUAUGAACAUUUCUAUGUGAUAUAUUGUAAAUUCUGGGAGUUGGAUAAGGACCAUGAUCUAUUUAUAGACAAAACUGAUCUCGCUCGACACAAUGAACAUGCCAUUUCCACAAGAAUGAUAGAGAGGAUAUUCUCUGGUGCCGUAACAAGGGGUAAAACGUUCGAGGAAGGAAAGAUGAGUUAUCCAGAGUUUGUCUGGUUCCUACUCUCAGAGGAAGAUAAAAAACAUCCAACAAGUAUAGAGUAUUGGUUUCGAUGUAUGGAUUUUGACGGGGACGGGCUUAUAUCUAUGUACGAGAUGGAAUAUUUCUACGAGGAACAGAUGCAGAAGAUGGAAGCUCUCGGUAUUGAGAGAUUACCCUUUGAGGAUUGUUUAUGUCAGAUGUUAGAUCUUGUGCAGCCCGAGUCACGACUACAGAUUACGUUAAAAGAUCUGAAACGCUGCAAGAUGACGAAUAUUUUCUUCGACACAUUCAUGAAUCUCGACAAGUUCCUGGAACACGAACAGAGAGAUCCAUUUGCUAAUCUCAGGGAUUUAGAGAGUGAUGUCCCUGAACCAACAGACUGGGAGAAAUAUGCAGCUGAAGAAUACGAGAUCCUGGUGGCCGAGGAGGGAGCAAAUGAACAAGAAGAAAUACACUAUGAAGAUGAUUUCGAGCCCGAUGAUGAAGAAACUUUUCAGGACAGUCUGACCUUGAACUCUGGGGAUAAGAGACCCAGUGACCCCAUACAAGGUCGCGGGCUAGGCGGCAACCCAUCGGUACACACCAUAGAAGACGAUAUAUAUGAUUUCAGCAAUUCAUCUACAUACUGAAAGAAUGACAAUCUACCUGUUAGAAUGGAAAUGGAAGUAUCGGUUUUCACAGAAACUGUAAAUGUUAUGUAUUUGCUGCGGUAGUUCUUAAAACUGAUAAAAUAAUGCAACGCUAUUUAUAAUAACAACCGAAAACAACCUAAAUAAGCAUAAACUGAGCAAAUGAUGAGACAUAUACAUCUAUUCUUAAAGUUGCAUUAUUACAGCGAUACAUUUAAUACCUAAAAGUACCUGUUCACAAAUAAGGCUUAAACUUAACUAGCAGAUAUUUGAUUGUUUUGUUGUGUGAUAACGAAUAAGUUUUCCGAAAGUGAGAAAGUAGUGGGCCAUAUCUCUUGUCAAGAGUAUGGUCAGAUAUGUCAGUAUAUGUCAAGCUUAGAAAUUUUAAAGAUGUACUAUGCUCCACUGUCAAUAAAAUAUUUAAUCAUGAGAUAUUAAUUUAAAUCUAGAAAACACUUUUCAGAUAUAUUUUACUUGGCUAGAUAUAUAAAUUAAAUGUAUAUGAAGAGUUGCAGCCGUAAUUUGAUUUUAUCUGGUAACAGCCAUUUGUUGAAAAAACUUCCAGUUUUUUAGAGGCAUUACAUAUUCAUACUGUGUUUACUUAUAUGUGUGCACAUUAUUGUGUAUACACACAAAAUGUUUUUUUUUCUAAUGGUUUACAUAGAUACUUUGUAAUACAUUGUAAUUAUAUGAAAUUUGGGCAUAAUAUAUCUUUAAAGAUGUUAGUUUGUGGCAAUGUUGCUGUUGCACACAACCUUUAAACCUAACAAACAACACAUUAAAUAAACAGAAGUACUCUGUAUUCACUGUUCUACAUAAUUGUUAGUGUUGACAUAUCAAAUUUGCAGGUCCAUGUAUUUGAAUAAUUCUUUUAAGUGAAUAUUAGAAAUGAUUUGAUAUUUAAGUUUUUAAAGUAGCAUUUUGGUGUAUGUGUUUUGUCUGAGAAACUGUUCACAGAUUUGCUUAAAGUAGCUUCACAAACUAUUUUAAAUAUUCUGUUGAUAUGAAUUAUGCAUCAUGUCCGAAAGCACACCUACUGGGGUUUCAUAAACUUAAAUUCGCUAAAUACAAAAUUACCGUAUCUUACGGUAGUAAUGUGUGCAGAGACAGCUGUAGUUUAAGGAAUAUGGUGUGAUGAUUGAAAUAUAAAGUUUUAUAUAUAUCGCCAGAACUGUAACAUUUAUGCAGACUUCAUUUGCACAUACUGUACUGCCACAGGUUUUAAGGUUUACUGAUUGAAAGUACAGAUUACUUGUGCCAUCAGUGAACAAAGUCUACAAGUCAUUUUAGCAUGUACAUUUUUUCACGAGUGAGGAAAUUAGAAAAUAGAGGACUUACUCAUUGGUCAUUUUAUUGCUCACAUGCUGCCAGUUGAUUUUUGUCUGCGCAACAUUUGAUGCUGUGACGUAAUAAUUGUGACAUACAAAGAGUGAUUUCAUGUCACAUUUGCAAAUUUCUUUUUGAAUAAGCAAUCACAAUUGAAACUAAUUUGUAAAUCAGCUCUGUUUUGACUUUGCCAGUCAUUGUUCAUGUAUGAUGUACAUUUUAAACUGUAACCAUGGUAACCACUUACGUAUUGUAAUUUAUGUAAAUAAUCAUGUAUUAUUUAUUUAUUGUACAUAUAAAUAAGAAACAUCUGUGAUCUGUUUGUGUCCGUUCCCUUCAUGGAAUAAUUUGUAAUCACUAAAAACAGUUUUCUGCUAGGACAUAAAAAGGCUUGAAUCAAAUCUUAUGAAAUUUGUUUACAUAGCUUCGAUUUAAAUUGGCAUUACUUUAUACUCUCUUUUGAAAAACAAAACAGGAAGUGUUACUGGUUUUUUGUAUAGAUACCUUCAUUUUUGUAGAUACACAUUGUAUCAUUGUCAAUAUUUUCUACAAAAGAUAUGUGUUCUUAGAUAGAUUUAAGUAUAAAGUCGUUUCAUUUGGAUUCAACACAUGUGUUCUGCAUUUACACACAGAUAUUGUAAGAAAUUUUAACAUUAAAUUUUCUUUAUAUAUAGCGCUACCUUUGCAGUUUUGCUCAAGAAAAAAAAGAUGACCUGUAUAAUUUUUUUAUCUAUUUUCCUUUCUGUUUCAGUUUAAAUGUAUUUUAAUUUUAUUGCCAAAAUUUACAUAUAAGUGAUUUUCAUAUUUAAAUUGUGCAACUUUUAAAGAAUUCAAUGUUAAAUUAAAUUGGUGUAACAAAAAUUAACAAAAUUAUUUUUCUGUUGAUGUUAUAUAUAAGGAUGUUUUCUGAAUUCACAUUCUUCUGCAGUAACCUCAGUUUUUGUUGAGCCUGCUGGCAGUGAGCUCGACACAGUUGUCACAAUGGUGAUUCAGUGUAUAUGUGUCUGUGCAUGCGUCUGUCUGAGUUUGUUUGGGCUGUAACUUAUCCGCUUAAAUAACUAUGCAUAUGUUUGCCUCAAUGACACAGUGUGUCCCAUGCAAGAACCAGAUUGGUAGCUGUAACUUAGCCAUGGAUUGAGAGAUUCUUAAAUACUUUGGCACACGUUUGCCUCGAUAAGACUAUGUGUCAUGUGCAACAACCAGAUGCUUAAAGGUCAAGGUCAUACUUAGAGGUAAAUUGUCAAAACUUGGUGCAGUUUUCCUAGUUCGGGCUGUAACUCAGCCAUGAAUUCAGGGUUUCUUAAAUAACUUAGCACAAUUGUUUGCCUCAAUGAGACAUUCUGUCAGGUGUAAGUAGCUGAAAGGUCAAGGUCACACUUAGGGGUCAAAAGUUGAUGCAGUUUCUCUUUACUGGGCUGUAACUUAGCCAUGGAUUGAGAUGUUCUUCAAUAACUUGGCAGAAAUGUUUGCCGCAAUCGGUUCUGUCGUCGCCAAAUAGUAUCAUAAAUGUUAGUCCUUUUGACAGCUGGCGGGCUCGACAUGCUGCCUAUGGGCACCUAGUUUUAGCUACAUGCCUCCAAUUCAACAUCAGAAUUGCAAGAAUUUUAGAAUAUUAAGCAGUUGAUAUUAGACAUUAAAAAUUAUGUUAUACAGUAUUGUUUAAAUAGAUAUUUUAAUGUAUAUAAUACAAAACAGUUAAAUUCCAUAUAUUUUAGAUGAAAUUUAAUAACGAGUUUUCUAUACAUUUUUUUGUUAAAAAAAAAACAAAAAAACAAAGUAUUAUUGUAGAAAAAAAGUUCUUAAAAUGCACAAAAUCAUUUCAAAAUUUCUUUCCUCUGCCAUUACUAACUAAAGAAAAACCUUUUCUAAACGGUGAACAUUUUACAUAAAUCUAGAGGCAUGAAACUAAAACAUAAUUGUAGCCUAAUUUCACUUGUGUUUUUGGCCUGCCUACUUUACUGAUUUUCACUGCUUUUCUUUAAUAGUUACAAUUGUUUGUAUUAAUUUUCUCUUUAUUUUGUCUGUCUAUUUGAUAUCUCUUUCUAUUUUUGGUUUAAAUGAUUACAAUUAAUUGACAUUGUCAUUCUGACCAGUUUCACUCAGAAUGUUUUAUCAUAAAAAAAAUUGCUCUGGAAAAUAUUUGCUUUAACGUCAUUAUUGGUUCCAGAAAUAUAUUUUUUAGCUGGUCUGAUUUUUGAACAAUGUCAAUUGAUCAUCUGUGUUGUUUAUUUUUUUGUUGCUAAUUUUUAUUCUCCUCUCAAAAACUAUAAGAGCUACAGCUUUGAAACUUUGCACACUUGUUUAUCAUCAUUAGAAAUCAUAAUUAUAUACUUUAAUUUUCACCGAGUAAUUAGAUUUCAUGUUAACCUUUAGCCUGCUGGCGGCAAGUGAUUUUGCCUUUGCGACCAGUGCAGACCAAGAUCAGCCUGCACAUCCACGCAGGCUGAUAAUGGUCUGCACUGUUUGCUGUUCAGUCAGUAAAAUUUCAGUGAACAUCCCUUCGAAUAAUAAAUGGUAUUUCCCGAACUGAAUGAUGGACCAGUCCAUUUUAGAUAUUUAGCAGGCUAAAGGUUAAUGACACAAUGUUGUGAAAAAAAUGUUAUAAAACGACAUUUUAGUCUAUGAAUGAACAUUAUGUAGCAUAUAUAUUUCAUACAAGUUUGAGCAAGGAAACAAAACAACAACAACUUUUUCACACUGAAGAUAAAAGUAAACAAGUAAAAAAAAAAAAAAAAGCGUUUCUUACUUUGAGCAUUUAACUAUCUGUAAAUACAGAUAGGCCUUUCUGUAAAGAGACGAUCCUCAGGAAAUGAAAUAAAGUCCUUUGUUAAUGUGUUGUCUCUGAGUAUAGUUAGAUAUACACUGUAACAAAAAGGAUAAACAGUGGCCUGUAUAAGAAGAGUUUUUAUGCCCCCAAAGGGAGGCAUAUAGUUUUUGAACCGUCUGUCGGUCUGUCCGCAAUUUUCGUGUCCGGUCCAUAUCUUUGUCAUCCAUGGAUGGAUUUUCAAAUCACUUGGCAUGAAUGUGUACCACAGUAAGACGACGUGCAGUGCGCAAGACUCAGGUCCGUAGCUCAUAGGUCAAGGUCACACUUAGACGUUAAAGGAUAGUGCAUUGAUGGGCGUGUCCGGUCCAUAUCUUUGUCAUCGAUGGAUGGAUUUUCAAAUAACUUGGCAUGAAUGUGUACCACAGUAAGACAACGUGCAGUGCGCAAGACCCAGGUCCGUAGCUCAAAGGUCAAGGUCACACUUAGACGUUAAAGGAUAGUGCAUUGAUGGGCGUGUCCGGUCCAUAUCUUUGACAUCGAUGGAUGGAUUUUCAAAUAACUUGGCAUGAAUGUGUACCACAGUAAGACGAUGUGCAGUGCGCAAGACCCAGAUCCGUAGCUCAAAGGUCAAGGUCACACUUAGACGUUAAAGGAUAGUGCAUUGAUUGGCGUGUCCGGUCCAUAUCUUUGUCAUCGAUGGAUGGAUUUUCAAAUAACUUGGCAUGAAUGUGUACCACAGUAAGACGACGUGUCACACGCAAGACCCAGGUCCGUAGCUCAAAGGUCAAGGUCACACUUAGACGUUAAAGAUCAUUUUUCAUGAUAGUGCAUUGAUGGGCAUGUCCGGUCCAUAUCUUUGUCAUUCAUGCAUGGAUUUUAAAAUAACUAUGCAUGAAUGUGUGACACAGUAAGACAUUGUGUCGCGCGCAAGACCCAGCUCCGUAGGUCAAAGGUCCUAAACUCGAACAUCGGCCAUAACUAUUCAUUCAAAGUGCCAUCGGGGGCAUGUGUCAUCCUACGGAGACAACUCUUGUUAGUAUUAGUUUUGAUUCGAAGGUGGUGUUUAGUAGAAGCUUGACUGUAUCUAAAAAUUAAAGGCAGUCGAUUGACGCUAAUUGUAUAAGAGAAAAAAAAAGUUUUUUUGUAUUGUGAACAGGACAGGAAACAUUUUUAAGUUCGUCUCAUCUUCAAAACGUGUAAGAUUUCUUACUUUUGUAUGUUGUUUUUUCUUUGUCUUCUGUUUUCUUUUUAGGUAUUUUGUUAGUGGAUUCCAAUUAUGACAAUAUGUGAGUUUAUAUGAAAAUGAAAAGCUGUCAAUAAAAAAAUUAAAUUCAG
This is a messenger RNA of Mercenaria mercenaria, 7993 nucleotides long. Its product is annotated as serine/threonine-protein phosphatase 2A regulatory subunit B'' subunit beta-like. Lineage: Eukaryota; Metazoa; Mollusca; Bivalvia; Venerida; Veneridae. Gene Ontology annotation, biological process: protein dephosphorylation. The transcript is spliced from 14 exons. Gene Ontology annotation, cellular component: protein phosphatase type 2A complex. Gene Ontology annotation, molecular function: calcium ion binding; protein phosphatase regulator activity. The coding region runs from base 484 to 2565 and encodes 693 amino acids. The record is from RefSeq and is a predicted model, not a curated record.